UUCAACUUCAGCUUCUAUAAAUUCGUGACGCCCACACAGAGGCAGUAGUAAUAUAAGCACCACCCUGCUGUCAUUAGAGAUUACAUCUCCUUGACGGAUGUGACAGCAUCAUGAACAUGCUUCUCCUCCCCGCUCUACUGCUGCUGCUCUCCGGCCUCCGCGCUGCAUCGGCAGACGAACCGGUUCCCACCUACCCGCACCGGGACCCUGUUACCGGGGAAACGCUCACUUGCAACAAGUGUCCACCGGGGACCCACAUGUCCGCGCACUGCACCGCCAGCACGCCCACGCAGUGCGCGCCGUGCAGGCAGGACUACUUCACGGCGCUGUGGAACUACCUGCCCAGGUGUCUGUACUGCAACAACUUCUGCAACGGAAACCAGGAGGUGGAGACCGAGUGUUCCGCGACCACCAACCGAGUGUGCCGAUGCCAGAAGGGCUUUUACGGGCUGGACGACUUCUGCAUCCCACACACAGAGUGCGGCCCCGGACACGGUGUUCUAACCAAAGGUACGUGGCAGACGGACACUGUUUGUACGAGGUGUUCUGAUGGUUAUUUUUCCAACUCGCUCUCUGCGCUGGAUUCAUGCAUCAAACAUCAGGAAUGUGCAAAUGAAAAGAUUGAGCUCCUCAGUGGAUCAGCAGACCAGGACACCCUGUGUGGCACCUGUGAGGAUCUUGCAAAUGGAGGUGAGACCUUCAGGACUUUCCUCUCAGGAUUCUUUACAUUGCACAAAAUGCGUGUAGGAAAAAUGAAGAAAUUUGUUGCCAGGCACAUCUCAAGGUCAGUGGAGGAGAUGUUCAUCCAGGACACGACCAAACAGAGAGGUCCUCUGCUGGAUCAGAUUAAAGUCUGGCUGUCCAAGGCUCCAGAGGAGGAGCUGAGGAAGCUGCCUCAGAUGCUGAAGUAUUCCCAGCUCGGCUCCAUGGCGGAUAAACUGCAGACGAGGUUGAGUGAGAUCAAGCAGCAGAGUCCAAACUGUACUUUAUUUGUAGUUUAAGAUGCACUUUGAAAGACUAAAGAGUCCGCAGCACAUAUGCUAGUAUGACAAAUACCUCUUUUUGGAUUUAUAAUGUGUUACAGCAGCAUCUUCUAGCAUCAUUUGUCCGUUUAUUUAGAGUAUAUUGAAAUGUUUUAUAGAAAUAAUGUUUACAAAAUUUGUUUACAUGUCCUGCUCAGAGGCAGUGACACAUGAGCGACAUUACCGAUAGUGAGUGACAGCUACUGACAAAAUGUGUAAAUAAAUUUUUAUACGAAACUAAAGUUGUGAUGAACUAGAUGUUAAAUUAUGUUAAAUUAUAUUGCCUAAUGGUACUGCCAUACUUGUGUUUGGUGUAUGUUGGACUGUACUUCAAAAGUGGAGGAAUCUUUCCAAAUAAAGAUGAAAAUAUGCAAACGUU
This is a messenger RNA of Acanthochromis polyacanthus (spiny chromis), 1401 nucleotides long. RefSeq names its product tumor necrosis factor receptor superfamily member 6B-like. Gene Ontology annotation, molecular function: protein binding. Bases 111 to 1001 code for a protein of 296 amino acids. Lineage: Eukaryota; Metazoa; Chordata; Actinopteri; Pomacentridae. The transcript is spliced from 5 exons. The record is from RefSeq and is a predicted model, not a curated record.